Messenger RNA from Anopheles merus, 3564 nucleotides. RefSeq lists its product as uncharacterized. The record is from RefSeq and is a predicted model, not a curated record. Lineage: Eukaryota; Metazoa; Arthropoda; Insecta; Diptera; Culicidae. The transcript is spliced from 6 exons. The coding region runs from base 884 to 3304 and encodes 806 amino acids.
UAUUUGAGAACCAUUCCCUCGGAGAAUAUUUGCGAAAGUUUUGUAGCACCGUACAGUAAGAAAGACUUCGAAUUAGAUGGCGUGGGUAGGUCCACUUCGGAUCAGGUGGUGCUUCCUCAGUUUCCCUGACAACGCAUAGCUAGGAAUAAAAAAAAACUAACAACCAUUCAACGACCUACUGUGUGCUGCAGUAGAACAGUGGAGGACUGUCAGGAAUAAACUUGACUUUUCUGGAGGCGAUGCCACGUCGACCCUCCUUCAAGAACUACCGGUCUAGGGUGUGUGUGUCCGCUUCGCCUUCGUUCGCAAUCCGCUCGGCGGCAUUCGGACGUACUACGGUUGAGAAUCAGCAUCGGUGCUUAAUCGAUAACGAGUCAACGGUAGGGUCGGUUUGAGGGUUUUGGUUGCAUUACAGCGCCAGAGGACGGGCGAGUAGUAGAUAGAUCGGAGAAUUCAAGGUUGUCAAUAUCAUGGUCGGGUCGGUCGGGUCGGGUACGUUCGUUCAGCCUACUUUCAGUUUCAGUUCCCGUUCGAACGUCGGUUGCAUACGGUGCUGAUCGUUGCGCGCUGCCAACCGGGCACAUCCUUGCUCGGGCCUGUUAGGCCCAUCCGUGUCUUCCGGUAUCGUUCCGGUGUUAGCGGGGCGGCGAUACACCUAGAUCGCGUGUGAAUUAUCGCAAUAUUAUGACCUAAUUUUUCGGAGUGCCGCAGUGUUCGGGAGUCCGCAGCGCUCUGCCGGUGCUUGUGGACCAGAAAGUUUGAAUCGUGAAUCAAUUUGCGCCAUGAGUAAGAAAAAUUUUGCGCAAAAGUGUGUGAUCAAACGGGAAUGAUUUGAGCUCUAGUACAACCCCAACAUUCCGACCGUAAUUUAAUACGCCCCAGGAUGAAUACUUCAAAGUGGCUUCCGAAACAGCACCAGGAGGUGAUCAAGCUGUUCGAGCAAUCGCGCCAGCUGGAACGGGAGCUGCGGAUAUUGGGCAAGAAGUUUGCCACGGAUAUUAAUAUUGAUCUACCGGAUUACUAUGAAUUCGAACGGUUGCUACAACAAAGUCGCGAAUGCUUCGAGCGGUCGGCCCACGUGCAGACGCGCCUGAUACGAAUGUCGGCAUCAUCGGCGGACAAGAACGUGGAGCGAAGCUUCUUCAAGAUUCUGCUGAACCGGAAGGCACAUCUAAUACGGCAAAACUUGCGUAAGCGCAACUUGCAGCUCAUUUUCAUCAUCAACAAGAUGAUCAAGCUCAUGCUUGCGGCGACCUACACGUCCGAGGUUGUGGUCGAUGGAGCACUGUUGCUGUGCACGCUUCACAACGAAAGUGUGAUCCUGGCGCAAAAGACUACGCAAGCUCGCACGCAAACAAAUGCGCAAAUCUGCAGCAAUUCGUUCCCCCCGCUGAUGUCCACGCCGAAGAAGGUCGACGUGGGAACGAUCCUGCAGAUCAUUACGAAGCAACGGGCCGAGGAUUGCUGCAGUACACUGAUCAACUGUCUGCUGACCACGUGCAAGGGGGCGCUGAGCGUGACGAACGAGGAGAACGAAUCCGACACUUCUAGUGUGGAAAUUUUGCGGGCCCUAACGACCAAUCUGCAGGGACCAACCGAGGGCGGGAAGCACAUUGACCCGAUACAGGAAGAAAUGAACAUUAGGCGCAAGGCGAGUGUGAACAUGAUAUCUAGCGGGGAAAUUCACUCUCGCGGAAAGGCUACACCCGGCCGGAAGGUGGUCGUGUCGCCGAUUGUGAAGCCGGAAUCGCGCGAACCGGACGAAUCGGAGCAUAAUGAUCCGGCGAUACAUUUCUUCGAUGCAAUGGCCGCCGAAGCGGUGGCGUACAAUUCCAUCAACUAUCUCGUGAACGAACCGGAUGGUAUGGAUUUGCUGGAGAAUUUGAUUGCUGAUGAGGAGAUUUUUGUGGCCAACGUUAUCAUGAAGGUGAUCAAGUACUGUCCAUCGGCGUUCGAGCGAGAGCUUACGAAAUCGGAGCUGAUCAAGUGGGUGAACCGGGGCACUCGCGGCCUGUGGACGCAGGUUGGCGGAUCGCUCGAGCACGUCGUGCUGUGGUGGAGCUCAUCGCCGUUGGCCUGCAGACCGGCGGCCUGUGCUAAGUAUCUGCGCGACUGGCUAUCGCUGCUGCAGCCGGACGAAGCACCCGAACCGAUACUGUCCACCUUAAAGGGGCUGGGGGAAACGCUCACGGUGCAUGUGACGAGCACGAUCUGGGACAAGCAUUUCCGUUUGGCUGUGGUGUCCUCCAGCCUGCCUGUGGACUAUGCCUUCGAGGAGGGUGAGUUCUGUGGUAAAAAUGUGAAUGUGGAAGGAACAGUUUGUGGGAAGGUUUGGAGUGAGCUGCUUUAUCAACUGGUGCAGCUAUCGAACACCUGCGACAUCGGCACGAUUGCCAACGAGCUGCCACUGGUCGAGCAGAUACCGGUUCUGCAUCGGCUCGAUCAUUCCAUCCAUUCCAUGCGCAUCUGGGCGGCCAACAAGGCCCGGUCGCUCUGUACCGACUGGAACAUGAUGAUGUUCUUCAAGGUGGUCCACAGCGACAUAGGCCUGUGCCUGGAGCAGCUGCAAUACAUACGCGUGCCGGAGCUGGCCGCUGACGACCCGCUGGAGGUGCAGGUACAGGUUUGCGUUGCGCUACGGGCGAAGCUUGUGUCGGAGAUAAAGGAAAACAUCAUCAAGCUGAAGGCGACCUGCACCGAGUGUAUCGAUGUGCUGGCCGCAGUCUGCCGCACGACGAGCCUUGCCUCGCUAACCCUGUGCUUCCCGUACUUCAAACACUGGCAAACGGAAGCACUUCAGGAACGGGCCAACGAGUACGUGGCGUACUUUUUCAACCAGAUCUAUCUGCCCGUGAUUCAGGCGACAAAGGACAUUGAAAUACUAAAGCUUACGCUGAAGAUUAUCUGCGAGGCUUGGUUGGAUCAUAUCUAUAUGAAGAAAACGAAAUUCAGCAGCGCUGGGGCGUUGAACUUGCUGAAGGACUUUGACGGUGUGGCGGAGUGGAUCAAUGCUUGCGAAGCGUUGGAUGAACGGUUACGGGAAACCCUGUCCCAUCACGAGGUACUGCGGAUGUGCGAAGGAGUAGGCAAGCUGCUGCUUCGGAAGCCCGAGGAAACGAUAUCCAUUCUGCCAAGUCCUUCGAAAGCGGGCAAGAAAACCGACGAUACUGCCGACGAGAAAGCGCCACUGCCACCGGAAAUGUUUGUUCCGAAUCAAAAGCGUUGGUUGGAAUUGCGGGCCCGCGACAGACGUGCGGUAAAUCUCAACUGUCUGUGCCUUUGUGCCGGGAUGGAUGUGUACUAGAGGGUAAUCUUGAGAACCUAUCGAACAUAAUUAUGGAGCUUAAGUGACCGUGAAACUCUAUUUUUUGGUUAUCAAUUCUCUCCGCUAUUCAAAGUUAAGGCGUUUCUGCCACGAAUAUCUUUUUUUAUUUAUUUAACUUUUCAAAAGUCAAGUUUCUCUGCCAUGCUGUUGUUAAUAAUUUAAAUCGAAAUAAAUUGUUAGCAACGAAAACCUAUGUUGAUAAUGAACAUAACGAACAUUUCUAUUGGUAACGGAAAAAU